AUAAUCUCUCUCCAGAGCCCCAAAAGGGCUGAACUUGCAUGUAGAGAAUGUGCUCCGUGAAUUCUAAGACUGUCCCGGUAGAGUCAGACUAUGGAAUAUAGUUAACCUCAUAGUUAAAGCUGCUCAACACUCUCCAGUGAACAUGUAUGUGUGGAUGACUGCGCUCGCGGGCUUGGCUCUCCUCCUUCCCGCGCUCCUCAAAACUUUCUUCCCGUACUUUCUCCAGGACUGCGUUUAUAUAUACAGAGCUCUCGGAUGCGGCGUCCGACUCAACAUUUACAAGAGGAAAACUCCCUUCUAUAGCAUUGUGGACUGCUUUUUGGAGGCGGUGAAGAAACACCCGAGAAAAGUGUUCAUUCAUUUUGAAGGCGAGACUUUCUCCUAUGAGGAGGUGGAGAAGCAGAGCAAUAAAGUGGCGGAGGCGCUGCGCUCGGUGGUCGGCCUCCGGGAAGGGGACACGGUCGCGCUUUUCCUAGGGAAUGAGCCCCGGUUCGUGUGGACUUGGCUCGGCCUGGCCAAACUGGGCUGUCCCGCUGCACUCUUGAACUUCAACAUCAGAUCCAAAUCACUCCUUCACUGCUUCUCCUGCUGCGGCGCGAAUGUGCUCAUAGCGGACGCCGAGCUCCUGGAUGCUGUCGAGGAGAUUCUGCCAGCAUUGAAGCAGAAGGGCAUCCGGGUGUACCUGCUGUCUUCUGAGUGCACUACUGAGGGUGUUCAGUGUAUCGGUGCAGCCAUCGCUGGAGCGUCAGAUGAACCGAUCUCUCCUUCACUCAGAUCUAAUGUCCACAUCAGAAGCACAGCUCUGUACAUCUACACCUCCGGCACCACAGGUCUUCCUAAAGCCGCAUAUGUGACCCAUGAGAGGGUUUGGGCUUCAUCCUUCAUCCAGGGUGUUUGUGGAGUGACGUCUGAGGACAUUUUCUACAUCAACCUUCCUCUUUAUCACAGCGCUGGAUUCCUCAUUGGACUCGUUGGAUGCAUUGAAAGAGGAAGCACUUUUGUUCUGCGGAGGAAGUUUUCCGCUUCUCAGUUCUGGGACGACUGCAGGAAGUACAACAUUACUGUGAUGCAGUACAUCGGAGAAACCUUACGCUACCUCUGCAACACACCACAGAAAGACAAUGACCGAGACCACAAAGUGAAGAUCGCCAUUGGCAACGGUGUGCGAGCCGACGUCUGGAAAGAGUUCCUGAAGCGUUUCGGACGCAUCCACGUGCGGGAGCUGUACGCCGCCACUGAGGGAAACGUCGGCUUCAUCAACUACACUGAUAAAGUCGGAGUGGUUGGUCGGAUCAAUAUUAUCAGCAAGCUGUUCUUCCCCUUUGCCCUCAUCAAGUUUGACAUUGAGAAAGAAGAGCCUGUGAGGAACACUGAGGGUUUCUGCAUCCCGGUGGAAAGAGAUGAAGUGGGCCUUCUGGUGGGCAAAAUCACCAAACAUACGCCGUUCGUGGGCUACGCUGGAAACAAGCAGCAGACGGAUAAGAAGAGACUCGCUGACGUGUUUGAGAAAGGAGAUCUGUAUUUCCACAGUGGAGAUCUGCUGAGGAUCGACCAUCAAAACUUUGUCUACUUUCAGGAUCGGGUUGGAGACACGUUCAGGUGGAAAGGAGAAAACGUGGCCACAACUGAAGUGGCAGAUAUUCUCAGCAUGGUGGACUGCAUCGAGGAGGCCAACGUUUAUGGAGUCAAAGUUGAAGGUCAUGAAGGAAGGAUUGGUAUGGCAGCAGUGAAACUGAAGGAGGGCAGAGAGUUCGACUGCGUCUCCACCUGCAGUGUUUUGGCCAACUACCUUCCAGUCUACGCCAGACCUCGAUUCAUUCGAAUUCAGAAUUCUCUGGAGGUCACAGGAACCUUCAAAAUGAUGAAGGUGAAGCUGGUGGAGGAAGGCUUUAAUCCAGCGCUGAUAGAAGAUUCUGUGUUCUUCCUGGAUCUGACACAGAAGAAGUACAUUCCUCUUUCUCAGGACGUUUACAACUCGAUCAUGUCGCAGGACAUUAAACUGUAAUGAACCACUAAAUAAGCUAACCGCACCGUUUGGAGACCUACUAACCAGUAGCUGCCCACUAAUCUCAGGGAAAAGCAGUGAUUCCAGAGAGCGAUUAGAACCUUUACAGAGGAGAACAGUCAAGUGUUUUACAGUUACUACUUUCUGCAUUCAGUCACGUGUGCCUUAUCCAUUAACCUCGUUAAUAAUGGACGUUCACUUAAUCGUCUGCUAACUUGUAAUAAAACGUUGAUGAGAAUU
This is a messenger RNA of Danio aesculapii, 2245 nucleotides long. Its product is annotated as hsFATP2a_ACSVL_like domain-containing protein. NCBI's taxonomy places the organism in Eukaryota, Metazoa, Chordata, Actinopteri, Cypriniformes, Danionidae. Gene Ontology annotation, molecular function: long-chain fatty acid-CoA ligase activity; long-chain fatty acid transmembrane transporter activity. The record is from RefSeq and is a predicted model, not a curated record. Bases 143 to 2005 code for a protein of 620 amino acids. The transcript has 10 exons.